Messenger RNA from Entamoeba invadens IP1, 744 nucleotides. RefSeq names its product M-phase inducer phosphatase, putative. Gene Ontology annotation, cellular component: cytoplasm; nucleus. Gene Ontology annotation, biological process: protein dephosphorylation; positive regulation of G2/M transition of mitotic cell cycle; G2/M transition of mitotic cell cycle. Bases 1 to 744 code for a protein of 247 amino acids. The transcript has a single exon. Lineage: Eukaryota; Evosea; Mastigamoebida; Endamoebidae. Gene Ontology annotation, molecular function: protein tyrosine phosphatase activity. The record is from RefSeq and is a predicted model, not a curated record.
AUGAACAAGUGUUUUUCUUUCGACUCUGCCACAACAGUUUUUGGGUCUCCAGCUUCUUCUCCAUUCAAUGCGCCACAAGAAACCUUUUCAUACCACUCCACUCCUAAAAAAUCACACGACCGACCUCAUCGAAUUUCAAAAUUCAAUUUCAGCUCUAUCUCUGGACAAAUCGUUCUCCCAACAACACCACGAGACACUAUUCCACAAGUAAACAAUGUAUUACUUUCAUCAGAAAAAUCACAUGUUGGGGUCAAUUCAAUCACUGUGAAUACCUUCAAGAAUGCAGUUGAGCACAACGACAAUAUAAUCGUAGUGGAUUGUAGGUAUCCGUUUGAGUUUGCAAUGGGUCACAUCUCUUCUGCUAUUAAUGUAUGGAACGAGAAGUUGUUAAAAGACGUCUUCCCCGUCUAUCAAGGGGCUGUCCCCAUUCAUAAUAUCGUCAUUUUUUACUGUGAAUAUUCGGGAAUGCGUGCUCCGUCUCUUGCCAAUAAAUUGCACCAACUCGAUGUCAGUAGUGGAAAUCUCUACUUGACAUACCCAGAGAUCUACGUCAUCAAAAACGGCGCUUUCGACGUCUUCAACAAAGCCAAAAAACUAUUCGUCGGAAGUUAUGUCGCAAUGAAUGACAAGAGGUACUCUAAGGAGUGCGCUGACGCACGAGCUAUCGCCAUUUCUCUUCGUCAAAAGAGAAGGUGCUCCACGCAAUCCUUCACUCGUGAGUCUUUCUCCUGUGAUGUAUAUUGA